GAGUUUUGUGUAAACGUGAUGUUGCUUCUCAAUUUGUUGUGCGUUGUUUCAAGAAAUUUUAUUCAAAAUUAUUUUCAAUAUUAUUAAAUUCAAAGUAUAAAAUAUUUCAAGUUGAAAUGGUAGACGCCGAACAAUAUAUUAAAGACAUACAAAGGGAAUUUGUCGAUUUUCUUGACGAUGAAGAAGAUCAAGGCAUUUAUGCUGGUCAUGUUAAAGACAUGAUCGGGGAAAAAAGUCACCGGCUAAUUGUGAAUAUUAACGAUUUAAAACGCAAAAAUCCACAGCGAGCGCUUGGGUUGUUAACAAAUGCUUCAGAUGAACUUUUAGCUUUUGGCAGAGCACUUAAGGAGUAUGUAUCUACUGUGGAUCCGACUUACGCCAAGGGAUAUGAAGAUUUUUUUGUGGGAUUUGAAGGUUGUUUUGGCAAUCGUCAUGUAACACCUCGUUCGCUAACUUCAACGUAUCUUGGCAAUUUAGUUUGCGUUGAAGGUAUUGUAACGAAAGUAUCACUAAUUCGUCCAAAAGUUGUGCGUUCAGUGCAUUAUUGUCCGGUAACGCGUAAGGUCGUUGAGCGAAAGUAUACGGAUUUAACUUCGUUUGAAGCCGUACCUUCUAGCGCGGUUUACCCGACGAAAGAUGAGGAUGGCAACUUGCUGGAAACCGAGUUCGGCCUGUCAGUUUACAAAGAUCAUCAAUCUUUGACUAUUCAAGAGAUGCCAGAGAAAGCACCGGCCGGUCAAUUGCCACGAUCGGUGGAUAUAAUUUGUGAUGACGACUUAGUGGAUCGCUGUAAACCCGGAGAUCGAGUGCAAAUCGUAGGAAAUCAUCGUUGCUUGCCUGGUAAACACGGGGGUUACGCUUCCGGAAUUUUCCGUACAGUGUUGAUAGCUAACAAUAUAUCGUUGCUGAGCAAAGAUAGCAAUUUGGAUAUUAGUCGUGAAGACAUAGUUCUUUGUAAAAAAUUUGCAAAGAACGCUGAUAUAUUUGAAUUACUUUCUAAAAGUUUGGCCCCUUCUAUUCACGGAAAUGCCCACGUGAAACGCGCGAUUCUGUGUCUGUUAUUGGGUGGGGUGGAAAAAAUUUUGUCUAACGGUACUCGCUUGCGUGGUGAUAUUAAUGUUCUUCUUGUUGGGGAUCCAAGCGUGGCCAAAUCACAAAUGUUACGCUAUGUUUUGAAUACGGCUCCUCGUGCCAUACCAACAACUGGUCGUGGUUCUAGUGGAGUUGGUCUGACUGCUGCUGUUACAACCGAUCAGGAGACCGGGGAAAGGCGUUUAGAAGCAGGUGCUAUGGUUUUGGCUGAUCGGGGUGUCGUCUGUAUUGAUGAAUUUGAUAAAAUGAGCGACAUCGAUCGCACUGCAAUACAUGAAGUUAUGGAACAAGGCCGAGUGACUAUAUCCAAAGCAGGUAUACAUGCUUCUCUUAACGCUCGCUGUUCGGUUUUGGCAGCUGCAAAUCCUGUUUACGGCCGUUACGAUCCAUAUAAGACACCCAUGGAAAAUAUAGGUUUGCAAGAUUCAUUACUUUCGCGUUUUGAUCUGUUAUUUGUUAUGCGCGACGUAAUUGAUAAUGAUAUUGAUCAGCUAAUUUCUGACCAUGUGGUCAGAAUGCAUCGAUAUCGGAAUCCAAAAGAGGCCGAUGGUGAGCCUCUAUCCAUGGGAAGUUCGUAUGCCGACUCGCUAUCAUUUGCAUCAAGCACCGACACUAAAAAAGAUACCGAAAUUUAUGAAAAAUAUGAUUCAUUACUUCACGGUAAAUCUCGGAAGCGACAUGAGAAAAUUUUAUCUGUAGAAUUUAUGAGAAAGUAUAUACACAUUGCCAAGUGCAUGAAACCCAAGCUGAGUGAACAAGCUUGCGAAGUUAUAUCGAAUGAAUAUUCGCGCCUACGAUCGCAAGAGGAGGAGCAACCCCAUGUAGCACGGACUCAACCUAUUACAGCUCGUACUUUAGAGACGUUAAUUCGUUUAGCAACGGCCCAUGCUAGAGCCCGUAUGUCUAAAACAGUAACAGCUGAUGACGCCCAAGCCGCCAUUGAACUUGUACAAUUUGCAUAUUUUAAGAAAGUUUUAGAAAAAGAGAAGGCAAGCAAGAGACGUCGUGCUAGUAACGCGAACUCUUCGGACGAAGAGGGUGAAGAAGGCGGUGAUAGGCGGAGAACAUCGCCGGUUCAGCGCAGCAAACGGACACGUAUAGGUCGCACUCAAGAUUCUACUUCCCUUGUCGAUGAUGGUAGCGAUCAUGAUAUAGAGACUCCACAGCCAGACGCUGGGGAUUUAACACGGCGUGAUACUAGACAGGUUUCCACGGCACGCAAAUCGCCAACAAGUUCAUCUGAUAUCCAAACCGAAACGGCGUCAACGGAAAUGUCAACAAUGCCAGUUUCAGUGUCUAUUACGGAGGAUCGUUUAGGUCGUUUUAAAAAUAGCCUGCAACGACUUUUCCGCGAGGCGCGCGAGCAAAGUCUUAACUUACAACGCAUUACAGCUGCUGUUAACGACAACAAUCCAGAACCAUUUACAAAAGAAGAAAUUGAAGCCGCCAUUCAUCGCAUGACCGAGGACAACCAAAUCAUGAUGGCCGAUGAAAUUGUGUUUCUUAUUUAAUUCACUUAUCAGUCCUGCAUGUAAGAUCAAUGGAUGCUUUCCACUGAUUCUCUUAUAUCGUUUUAAUGAAAAAAUUUAAUAUAAUUUAUGGAAAGUCAAUAUUUAAACAAAUAUGCGCGAUCAUAAACCAACCUAGUAUUAUGUUUACCCAGACCGAUAAAUAGCAGAGCUUUCUUAUUCAAGAUCAAAAUAAAUGCUUCUAUAACUUUUUAGUGGCGGACGUCUGGUAAAAGGCUUAAAUUAUCCAAUAAGCGAAAUACAACGACCACCAUAUUACACUCCAAAUCAGGAAUUUU
Molecule: messenger RNA, 2899 nt
Organism: Glossina fuscipes
Lineage: Eukaryota; Metazoa; Arthropoda; Insecta; Diptera; Glossinidae
Gene: Mcm3
Product: DNA replication licensing factor Mcm3
Exons: 2
Coding region: 117-2603 (828 amino acids)
Biological process (GO): double-strand break repair via break-induced replication; DNA strand elongation involved in DNA replication; DNA replication
Cellular component (GO): MCM complex; nucleus
Molecular function (GO): ATP hydrolysis activity; single-stranded DNA binding; single-stranded DNA helicase activity
Source: RefSeq, a predicted model, not a curated record